This is a messenger RNA of Didymella exigua CBS 183.55, 4550 nucleotides long. RefSeq lists its product as uncharacterized. Gene Ontology annotation, biological process: autophagy of mitochondrion; autophagy of peroxisome; reticulophagy. Gene Ontology annotation, molecular function: molecular adaptor activity; protein kinase binding. The record is from RefSeq and is a predicted model, not a curated record. The transcript has 2 exons. Bases 85 to 4455 code for a protein of 1456 amino acids. Gene Ontology annotation, cellular component: phagophore assembly site membrane; extrinsic component of membrane; Atg1/ULK1 kinase complex. NCBI's taxonomy places the organism in Eukaryota, Fungi, Ascomycota, Dothideomycetes, Pleosporales, Didymellaceae.
AUUCGUGAGAGAGUACUAUUGACCCUCAUUAUUCUUUUCACACCUGCUGCAUGAUUUCCCCGAAGCAGCAGGAGGGUUUGCGGAAUGUCGCUGCAGAUUGCUGUAGCUCACACGGGCCAGCGCUUUGACGCUGAUCCCGUUGCAUUCGUAUCCGUCGAUGCGCUCAAGCACUGGAUCGCAAGAGCUACGGAUAUUGCGCCUGAGCUCCAGAUCUUACUGACGCCCGCCGGCAAGCAUGUCAAGCUCCAGGCGCUACUCACAGAGAAGGACAUCUUCGUAUACAGCCGCGAGCUCUCGAACGGAUCCCAGCGGACUAUUCCAUCCACACCGCUCCCAGAUGUCUUCACGCCUGAAGACCCACCGAAGUUCCUCGCGAACAAUACGGAUAUGGAAUCAUGGCGGUCGCUUUUUCAGGCUCGCCGCGACUGGGCCUUUGCCGUCCUCGAGAAAUCACACGCCAUGUCUGUCAUAGCCUCGAAGCACUUCUCCGAGCAGGCAACAAUCGAGAAGGGAACACAGGUCGCCGUGGGAAACCAUGAUUUGCACAUCAGGGGGUUGGAGCAGAAGUACCAGGCAGCAAAGGAGUGGUUUGACGGCGUGGAGAAAGAAGCCAGCGACAACCUGACGCGCCUGGACAUCGAUCUUGGCCAGCUGGGCUCGAUACCUGCGAAAGUCGAGUUCGCGCACUUCCUGUCCAAAGAGUUGCGCUCACCUCAGGCUGCGCAGGCAUCGCGCAAAGCUUCUCCAAACGGAAGUUCGACCCUGCAGGAGUUCCUCGAUGUCGAGGCUGUCAAGAAAGGCACAAGCACAAGCAAGCGCGUCAGAGAUGCAUUCGGCAAGCGCAUGGCUGGCAUGUAUACACAAUUGGACAAAAUUGGCGCCGACUACAACGAGUUGCUCAGCGCCGUGGGACAAAGUCAGAGUCGAUCACUUAUGGAUGACUCGGAGGAGCCUGUGCGCCUAUAUAACGAGAUCGAAGCGGUUGCGAAGAAGGUCGAGUCGGACUACGAACAUGUCAUGGGCCUCAUGAGCGACCCUAAGUCGGUGGCACAAGUGUCGAAGAUGGCCCUGUUGCAUACACGGAACUUUCUGCCCGCGAUAAGCGAGUACAGCGUCGAGAUGAGCGAUCUCGUGCGAAGGUCUGUGGAGCAGAAGAACACCGCUAUCAACCUUUCAGUGGAGAGCAUGCAGGGCAUCGCCAAUAUCGAAUCUGUUAUUUCAGCCCUGAACGCAGAACUCGAGUCGAUCAGCAUACCACAGGAAGGCGUCGCAGCGUUCGAGUUGAUCUCUCUCGUGGGUAGACUCCCUUAUAUAUACGGUACCCUCUUAAUCGAAGCGGUUCGAAGGCGAGAGUGGGCUGAAAGGAUCGAGAAGGACACAUCGUCGUUGGCUGAAGAGAUGGCUACAUUCCAGGAGGAGGAGGAACGCCGACGCAAGAGGUGGUUAAAACCUAUUGCAGAUGUCAUCAAUGCCGAAGCUGUCCAGGGUGGCGCACCGGGGUUUGAAAUGAAUGUUCAGCCUGAGAAGACCAUCUGGCCAGAGGUUGCUAGGGACGACCUCAAGCAGUAUCUUCAGAUCUUGCAAAGCCUAGAGGAGCAGAGUACUGAGGCUGAAGCUUUGGCUCAAGCCAUCAAGGACCUUGAUCGACCGACAAAGCAGCAGAUCAAGCGUGCAAAGAACUUCAAGAUGGGCAGCGUUCACGAGCCUGCAUUCGGCAAGGGUUCUCAGCUUAUGGUUCGAGGUGACGAUGAGCUGCGCGUGCUUAGAGAAGCAAACGCGAAGCUUGAUGACGAGCUCAAAGCAAACAAGAGUCGGGUACGUAGACUUGAAGACUUGCUACAUCGCUCGAACCAAAACAGUAGGCUCUCGAUAGGCGGAGCUGGAGCCCCUCCACCAGGUUUUCAGAGCCCGGGAGACCCAUCGACACCAACAUUCGAGACUGCUUCGCCGAAACCAUACGAAGAGCUGUCUCGGCGAUCCUCAAUCUCAUCGCGACGACUGUCGGCUCAGGGUGAUGUAGACAAGCGCCGCAUCAUUCGGCUCGAACAGCAGCUUGGUAUCGAGAAGGAAGCUCGCACCAAGCUGGACAAGGAGGCACAGGCUCACAAAGAUAUCGAGAUCGACCUGCGGCGGCAAGUUGAAGAAGCCACAUCUGCUAGAGAGGAAGCCGUAUCCACCAAGAAGAACAUUAUGGAAAACAUGAAGGCCCAGCAGAUUGAAUUUGGCGAUGAGCGACGAUCCCUUGAAGAGGAGAUUCAAGCCCACAAGGCCAAGAUCGAGGAGGCUGAAGACGAGCUAGAUCGCAUCCUCGGAAGUCGCGACAAUGCAAGGAGCGAGAUUGAUGCCAGGGUCCAUGAGUUGGCAUCUGAAUUUGAGAAGAUCCAAAACGAGGCUUCUGAGCAGAUCGCGCAGGCUACCGAACAGCUCUCGCAAGCAAACGAAAAGCUCACCAACUUACAAGCACAGCUAGACGACCAUCAAGCGGCGCAUGCUGACCAAUUCGAGUCCCUCAAGACAGUAUUCAGCCGUCUGGCACCUGGCACAGACACACCGACCGAUCACACGGCGUUGCUGGUACAGCUUGAGGAUCUGGCGAGUCGCUCCUUCAAUCACCAGAAGGAGCUCGAAGAGGCAAUUGCGAUGGCUCGGUCUGAGAACGAGAACACGCGCGACCAAGCCCAAGAGCAAGAGCAUACCCUCAACGCUCAGAUCAGCAAGCACGAGCAAAAUCUCGUAUCUGCUCGUGAACAGCUCGAGCUCGAGAAGGUAAAGGUAGCUUCGAUCAGCGCCGAGCUCGACGAAGAGCGUGGGCAUCUGCACGAUCUACGCGCGAAGUUUGCAGAAGGCGAGACUGGCUCCGAGGCCUUGCGCAAGCGGGUCGAGGAAGAGGAGGCAAAGGUUGGGCGCCUUCAAGUCGAACUGGCAGAACAGAAGUCGCACUCAAACAGCCUCGAUGUGGAGAUCAUGCGACUCGGCAAGAAGGUGCUCAAGUACGAGGAAUUCGAUUCAUUUCGGUCUCAACAGCGCCUGGGCCGUGCAAGAGAGCUUAGCCAGCGUCUCUACACAUCGCAUGAACGUCUUGUGCGCUUAUUGGAAGCUCUCGGUUUCAUCAUCACACAUGAGGAUGGCGGGAUGGUCCUCCAACGUGCCUCUAAAAUGAGCAACAGCUCUGUCAUGGGAGGUACUACCGGCGACCUCGGCCGCAGCACCACGACCCAGUCACCCACCCCACUCAAACGUUUCCUAGAGGAGAAUGGCGACCUCUCAUUCCUGCAGUGGGCCGAUUCUGCGAGUGUUAACGAGGAGGAUCAGCGCUACAAGGAGCUAAUUAGCAAGCUGGACCUUUUCAACAUGGAGACGUUCAGCGAAGCCAUUGCCAAGCGCAUGCGUGACAUGGAGCACACCGCCAGGAAGUGGCAGAAGGAAGCUCGCGCCUACCGAGAUAAGUCACACCGGUUCCAGGCCGACAGUCAUGAGAAGAUCGCGUAUCGUUCCUUCAAGGAGGGCGACCUGGCCUUGUUUCUGCCUACUCGCAACAACGCACACCGCCCAUGGGCAGCUUUCAAUGUUGGCGCACCGCAUUUCUUUCUUCGCGAGCAAGACUCACAUCGUCUUCGUGGUAAGGAAUGGCUUGUUGCUCGGAUCUCCAAGAUUGAAGAGCGUGUUGUAGAUCUCUCCAAGACCUUGGAUGGGCCUCGAGCUUCUCUUGACGGUCGGUCAAUUGCGUCCAGUAACGCUCUAUCGAUUGAGGACGACAACCCCUUCGAGCUCUCCGACGGUCUACGAUGGUACCUUCUCGACGCCACAGAGGAAAAGCCCAUGGCUCCAGGCACUCCAGGCCUCAAGAGUGCAACCACCGCAACCAGUAGUUUGGUAGUUGGUCAAGCAGACAUGCAACGUGCGAAGAAGAAGUCAUCAGCCGAUCCGGCCAUUCAGCUCGGGAAAUCACUCGACAGCCGUCGUAGUAGCGGUACUAGCAAGAAGAGCAUACCAGUUGUUGGCGGCCGACCAUCAGCUGAGCGGCUCAACUCUUCUGAAGCUGUCGAAUCUGGAGCGAACUCAAACGCAGCAACGCGAGGCGCCAGCCCAGUUGCAGCACGGGGUACGAGUGCGAGCCCGGCAGCAACACACGGUCCGAGCCACUUGCGCGAGACAUCGACCAACACUGCUGAUGCGGAGGAAGAGCAUAACGGUGUAAAUGAUAUACGCAUAGUUCGCCAACAACGGCCUGGCUAUGUCGCCAUGUCUGGCCCGUCGGAUAUAAUCAGCAAUGCCGCCGCGCUACGAUCACCGAACGCUUCAUCUAUUAAGCAACGGUUUGGGAGUCUGCCAGAUGCACGAGCGGGCAGUCUGGCAACGAGCCCUGUUAAGCAGUCAGUUGGGACGAGGAGAGGUAGCAUAUGGGACAGCUUCAUUCAGUACGAUAUUACAUAUCAGGGUGGGAAGAAGAAGUAAAUUCAUUCUAGAACAUUCUAUACCCAUCAUAGCUGCAUGCAUAGCUUUGAGCGUUGUUCCUUUGAAGCUAGAUCCAGUUGAGAAAUGUGACUACC